ACAAGCACAGCCACUAAACUUUAGCCAAUAGUGUAGGUAGCUGGACGGUUUGGUGUGUGUUAGCUUGGUGAAAAUAGCUUAGUUAACCUAACAGAUGUUGUUUUUAUAUCCUUAAGUCAUUUGGUUUACAGCGACUCACCUUACCGACGACAAGAAGGAAGAAACGGCACAUGAUAAAUCGUGUGGACCUGUGCCCGUGCCAGUCAUGGCAGGUGGAAUUACAGAGACGGGGGAGCCCUACUCUCCAUUUGUGGGGUUGGUGUACAUGUUUAAUCUGAUCGUAGGGACAGGUGCUCUAACCAUGCCCAAGGCGUUUGCUACAGCUGGUUGGGUGGUCAGCAUGACGCUGAUCUGCUUCCUAGCAUUCAUGAGUUACAUGACAACCACGUUUGUGAUUGAGGCCAUGGCAGCAGCCAAUGCUCAGCUGCGCUGGAAGAGGAGAGAGCAUGAGGAGGUUGAUGACAACGACUCCACCUCAGAGUAUUCAGAUGAUGAUGUCAUUGUCAAGGGUCGGUCAGAGCCAGAGACGAGACCCAUCCUGUCCGUCCAACGAUCUGGAGGGCAUGUUGAUCACUUUGACAUUGUGGAGAGGGUUGAGAUGGGUCAGAUGGCGUCCAUGUUCUUCAACAAAGUUGGUGUCAACAUGUUCUACAUCUGCAUCAUAGUCUAUCUGUAUGGAGACCUGGCCAUCUACGCAGCUGCUGUACCAAUAUCACUAAUGGAAGUUGCCUGUGGGAACCACUCGUGCAGCGCUGGAAGUGUAAAGUACAACGACACAGAUCCAUGCUGGGGUCCUGUCACAAGGAAAGAUGCUUACAAGGUGUUUCUGAGCAUCUUCACUCUACUCCUGGGCCCGUUCACCUUCUUCAAUGCCCAGAAGACCAAGUACCUUCAGAUCCUCACUUCACUCAUGCGCUGGAUCGCUUUCACCAUGAUGAUCAUCUUGGCCCUACUCCGCAUCGGCAAAGGUCGAGGCGAGGGAAACCCACCUGUGGCCUCAAUCUCUGGGGUCCCCAACCUGUUUGGAGUAUGCGUCUAUUCAUUCAUGUGCCAGCAUUCUCUCCCAUCCCUGGUGACACCCAUCUCUGACAAGAAACGUGUGGGCACCCUGCUGCUUGCGGACUACGUCCUCAUUAUGGGUUUCUAUGUCCUCCUCUCCUUCACUGCUAUUUUCUGUUUCGACAGCUCCCUAUUGCAUGACAUGUACACACUGAACUUCACAGACAACUGUGAUGUCCUUGAUAUUCCGGCUCUCCGCUACUUCCUGGGGCUGUUCCCCGUCUUCACCAUAAGCACCAACUUCCCCAUCAUCGCUGUCACGCUGCGUAACAACUGGAAGACCCUGUUUCACCGUGACGGGGGCACCUACCCUUGGCUGGUGGACCGCAUCAUAUUCCCUCUCAUCACCCUGGUGCCCCCCAUCCUUGUGGCCUUCUGCACCCACAACCUGGAAUCGCUGGUGGGUAUCACAGGGGCUUAUGCCGGGACAGGCAUCCAGUAUGUCAUCCCAGCUCUACUGGUGCACUAUGGCAGACGCCACCUAGAGCCUGUGAUGGACAGGGAUGCCGUCAACAAGCACCAGUCCCCAUUCCGUCACAGUUUCUGGGUGUGGUUUGUUGUAGUGUGGGCCAGCUUCUGCCUCAUGUUUGUCACAGCUAAUAUUAUCCUGACUGAUACCAAGAAAUGAAAAGGACUCCUUUUCGUUAAACUUGGUUUUUUUCUGUAUCUGGUCAGUGUCCUCUCUCUUUUGUUCCUAUAUCUGAGGCCUUAAUGAAAUUGCUACAGGUUAGACAGUGUGCCUUUUUUCUUGGGACUCUUGUAGCAUGUAAAUUAAUUGUAAUUAAGAGUAAUUUAUCGAUCUUGUUGAAAGGGACCAAAAAUGACUAUGGUCUGGUGUUAAAGCUGGAACCGUAUAUAAGGGAUAAGAAGUGGGAGGGUUCUUAAUGAACUUAAGAUGGACAAUCUAAGGUUUUAGCAAGGUUUUGCACUUCUACAGCAACAUUUUUUUUUAGUUUUUUUUUUUUAAUGAAUCCAAAUGUUAUGGCUGACAGCAGAUGUUUGACUUGUAUAUCAUUUCAUUCAUAAUUUUCACAUGCUUACUUUAAUUCCCAAAAUAAACUGUGGAGGGAAACGGCUAGAGCAGGGCUUAAUGUCCCACCCGACUUUCAUAACGGAAUGUUCUAGCAAGGUAUGGCUUGGACAGGUUUUAGCAACUGAAAGAGCAGAGUAGGAAAGUUGAAAAAGAGUCUGUCGGACGAAUGCUCCUGUUUGAUUGUAAAAUACUGCCACCUCUACACAGCUUGAUAAUGAAGUCAGAAUAGAAGCUAACAGGAGAAAAGAAAAAGAAUGAACCGGGAAUAAUCUGUCUCUCAUGGCUGACAUAUACAUUCUUCAUUGGUGACGCCUCCAGUCUCGUCUUCCCCCCCGUGAACAAUGAAGCUUCAUCUACGACAGAUCCACUGACAGAUAGAUCUAGAGGAUGACUUCCAUCUCUGUUUAUCACCAGACUCUUACAUCGGUAGUUCAACCACAAGACACAAAGCACGCCUCCCAUACUGCUUAACACCAAUGUAUGCCUCUAAAAAGACCCUCAUACCACCUAAAAUCUUUCAGGCAAAUCUCUGCAAUAGUUGAACUUUGACCCAAAGGCUGUUUUUGGUAGACCCCAAGCAAAAGGUUAGUGAGGUUCAUCUCAAGCUGCUGCAUGUACCACUUGGUGAUGAAUCUCGUCCCAGUCCCCACAGCAGUUUGUAAUGAGAAUUUCUCAGCUAGAUGAUUUGCUGUCAGCUCUUUUAAAUACAAUGUCAUUGCAGUUACCUGCUUUACUUAAGCUCAUUCUGUUUGAAGCCCCGGGAAAUGUAAUUUUACCAUUAAGAUAUAGCAGCGUCUCCUUUGGACUUGUGUCAUUGCCUUAUGUUAAUAAAUACUGUUAAUACUUUUCUUCAUUUGCCCCUGGCUAUUUUAAAACGGUAUGCACCUCGCUUGUUUUUUUUUAAUUUUUUUUAAUUUGAUUUUAGUACUGAGGAGUAGAUCACUCUAAAACCAUUGUUGUUACUUUAAUUGGUAUGUCAGACCUUGAGGUGUAGGAUACCUUAUUGCAUGGUAAUUACUGCAUUAUGUAAGUGACGGAAUUGAGCCAUCACAAGCAGACUCACAGUAAAGAAAAAUUAAUAUUUAUCAACAUUUUGUAUCCAUGCAAUAUUGCAGAAGUUUGCACACCUUUUUCACAAAACGUGUAUCAUUUUGGUUAAUGGCCAUACGACUCAAGCGUACAAAAAGUUAUGUGGUAGUUCUCAGUGAUGCUCUACUGCCAUCUGUUUCUGGAGUGUCGCCGUGAAUUCAAAUGGCAUUUGACUAGCUUCUUAGACAGCUGUGUAGAUUUGCUUAGAGAGGUAUUAAGGCAUCAUCAUCAGUCACCGCAACGCUGCUUUAAAUAAAGGUUAGAUGUGCCAUUCCAUAAGCAUAUAUCGAUGUUGCAACUGCAGUUGCAUCUCAGCAUGGUACUGAAUCAUUGGAGUAUCCUUAAGAGUUGUAGAGUGAGGUACCUUUCUCUGUUGUAAUCAGUGUUUGUCCAGGAUGUACAAAGAGGAAUUAGUCUUCAUUUAAAGUACCUGUAUCUAACUAUAACCUUGUCUGUCAGCUUUUUUUUUUUUUUGAGAUUUUGUUUUGUUGGGGUGGGUGGAGAACAACAGCAACUGCAUGCAGCUACACUUUAAAUAUCACUUCACCUUUGUAUUCACAAGUUUACUUUCCUGCUCUUGUGUACUGUUCAGUUUUGUUCAACUCUGCCUGAUAUGGGAAAAAAGGAUUCUCUGUCCUCAUCUGAGGUGGUGUGCUCUGUCAAAAUGUAAGAAUAAGAAUAAAUGAGACCAAGGAUUUUUUGAAGUUUAAGGGAAAUUGUUCAGAGAUAAAAUAAAUGUUUUUUUGGAAGAGAGAGUUGGUGCAUAUUUGGCUUUGGACAUAGAUGGUAUAAUGACUCUUGUAGAGAGUUUGGUGAAGGUGCCUUUUAUUUCCUUGGGUUAUUUGUCACCCUGAACAUUCUCUCUCUCUCAUCCUCUCUUUUAUAAAGCAACUUGCCAGAUAACAUCGGCAUGUAAACCAUUUCAUUUAACUGACAAUCAGCAUUUCCCCCAAAAAAGAACUUGAUAAUCCUUUGUUGUGUUCUUUUUGUGGUUUGUUUUGCUUGUAUUUAUGUGGGUCUUUGUGAUCUUGAGACACCCUCCAUACACAGACACAGACACACACUAGCACACACACACACACACACACACACACACACACACACACACACACACACACACACAUGGUCUUUACUGUGUUGUAUUUUGCUGACAGUGGUUUGAGUUGAUUUGGUCCUGCCUGUAAUUCAUUGAUCUACACAUCAAUGUUUAAAUGCACCAUCACCUGUUUUGGUUUAUUUUUUGUGUUUCACAAAGAAAAUAAAAAGCAUUG
Molecule: messenger RNA, 4452 nt
Organism: Lampris incognitus (smalleye Pacific opah)
Lineage: Eukaryota; Metazoa; Chordata; Actinopteri; Lampriformes; Lampridae
Gene: slc38a12
Product: transmembrane protein 104
Exons: 10
Coding region: 206-1687 (493 amino acids)
Source: RefSeq, a predicted model, not a curated record